Molecule: messenger RNA, 3710 nt
Organism: Yamadazyma tenuis ATCC 10573
Lineage: Eukaryota; Fungi; Ascomycota; Pichiomycetes; Serinales; Debaryomycetaceae
Source: RefSeq, a predicted model, not a curated record
AACCUCGACGUUAUACUAAGAAAGUUGAUUGUCUUUAAAGAUGUCAUUUCAAAACAAGAACUUGUUCCACUUGUUGGGCAACGACGUGGAAGAUGAAGAACCAUCUUUAGCACCAAGAGAAUUAGUUAAGAACAACACUUCCAGCAAGAAGAAGGAUGAAGCCCCAAAAGCCGACCCAUCUAAGGCCAAGAAGAAGAAGCCAGUGACCGGUAACGAAGGAGCUAUCAAGGAACAGUUGAACAACAAAGAAGUCCCAGGUCCAAGCUCUACUCCAACUUCCCACUACAAGAAAUCUUUUGACCGUCAUGCCACUAGAACUCAUAAGGGAGGCCAAAGAAAGCCAAGAACCGAUCCAAAGGACGGUGAAGCCACCUUAGAAGAUGAACUUGACGGUGAACAAGACGCUGAAGAAGAAGAAGCAGCAGCUGAAGUAGUUGAUCAAACCCCAAAGAAAUCUUUGGAAGACUACAUGGCGGAAUUGAAAUUGGCCCAAGCCACUUUGGACGGCCAAAAGGCUGCUAGAACCGCCAACGAAGGUGCCGAAGGUAAAUGGACUGCUGAAGAAUUGCUUGUUAAACAACAAGAAGAGUAUGUUCCAGCUUCGGUUGAGAAGAAGAUCAAGCAAAAGGCUGCUAAGGGAAAGAAGUUUUUGGAAUUUGACGCCACUUUCGAUGCCCCCAGCGCCCCAAGACCUGCUUCUUCUACCAGAGGAUCCCCAAGAGGUGGUAGAGGUGCUGCCAGAGGUGCCACUAGAGGUGCCAGAGGUGCUUCUAGAGGUGCCAGAGGUGAUUCCAAGCCCGCCACUUCCAGAAGAACCGACAGCAAGGUUGCCUUGGAUGAUGACAAGAAGUUCCCAUCUUUAUAAACCGUUUGUGGUACCACACAUGAUGCUCUCUUCAGCUUAACUUAGUUUAUAUUUAGUUCAUAAUAAAAAUGAAUAUAAAUUCGUUUUUGGACACGAUGUACACGUUACGGCCUUCGAACUCGAGGUUGGUGUAGUUGACUUUUGUGUUGAUUAUGGGUUUAAUGUGUAGCAGUAGUUUGACCAAGUAAGAGCCAGGCACUUCAUGGGCCCCGAUGAGUUUGAGGCCGUUUUGGCUCGAAAAAACCGCAUACCCCGACACCUGGAGGCCAUGAAGUUCAAGAAGGUCCGUGCAGAGCUGUACGGUUGGCCCUGAUAGCGUGGGAAUGGUCUCCAUGGCGCUUUGGAGUGGGCCUAAUAGUGCGCGGAAUCAACAGUGUGAAGGGGGGUCGUGUGGAGACGGGAAUUCUAGCGGAGUCGAUUUACUCAAAUAAGCCAUUAACCAAUUGGGCUACCGCGACGACGGCGGGAUGUGAGCUCUCUGGGUAUGUCAACGCAAUGGGCAUGCACAGCCGAUAAAGGGCUGUUCGGUUUCACCGGUUUUCAACUGUACUCUACCUUGAUAGCGCACGACCCAGCGAUUCCAGCACGACUUCCCAUCCCCAGCACGACCCACCUCGGUCCCUCAAGUAACCUACGCACUACACCACCACUUGCAAUCUCCACAAUUGUGCCACCAAGUACCCACUCAGGUCACAAAAACACAAUUCAGCCCUUGUACGUAUCUUCUGCCACAAAUACCUUACCGUUGCAAUCGUCUCCCCGUUUGGUGGGAAUAGCCCCAAAAAGACGAGGAGUUUGGAACUAUUAGCGACCGCCCGAGCCCGCACCACCUCCAAAAGCUUUUACUAUUCGGCCCCAAGUGACAUUGAACGGUUGUAAACAUAAACAAUAAAUUAUACUAACAACCAGGUCAUUCAACCCCUGAGCUCUUUUUUCUGUUCGCUUUUGCGGAAGGUAGUGGCGGGUUAUUGGUUAGCACCCAUUAGUGUCCGGUUUUGUACUGUGAAAUGGAGCCCAAAAAACGCGCGUAGUCAUUUGUUACAAAAAACCCUAUCUCAAUUAUUUAGUCACAAAGUGUGUUUAUUUUUUUGUUAACUAGUUUACUACAAUUACCGCUUACACAUACCACCCACCUCACGUUGCCAGGAUAUUCGUGUGAAACAUUCGUGAAACUAUCUCCACCGCCUUAUUUAAUCCUACUUGUUCCGUCCCAUUUGUUGUAGUUUUGCAGUUUUUCACCCUCCGCUUAUCUACCACAAACAAAUGGAGCCUUUUGAAAAUAGCCUGGGACUGGCACCGCUUAAGAAGCAUUUGUUGUCCACAUCGUCGCCCGAAGGCAUUCAGAUUGCCUCCAAGAUCACCGCCACCCGCUUGGCCGAGUUGUUGAUUCGGAAGGGUCCCUUACCAAUUCGUCAUAUCACUAGUCAAUUGGCUCUUGAAGUACAUGGUUUUGACUUGUUGUCAUUGUCGAAGCAAAGACGGUUGAUCAUGGCUGCCAUGGAGCAGACCGACGCCGCCCAUAACGUGGUGUUUGAGAAGAUUGGCUGGGGCCAAUGGGCUGUUAGAAAGAUUGACUCCGACUAUAUUGUGACGGAGGGAACUGAAGGUAAUUUGUUCAACAAAGACGCCCCUGAAGCCACUUCCAACGACGAGCUGGUGCCUGUGAACCCUGCCAACAAACCACAUAUCAAUGUCAAAGACUUGAGAAACCAACCCAACUUGAAGCUUGGGUGGACAAAGAAACAAUCGGGAAAGACCUCCCGAAGAGAGAGUAUCACUGGUAAGAAACCCAACUUGCACAAUGUCAAACUUCCCACUGACAUAUUGAGCAGUAGUGCCAUUGCAUCGGACUCGGACCAAGACGAAGAGGACGAAGAUGAUCUUAUUGAUGCAGUUAUAGGGGAUGAGAGUUCCAGUGACAACGACGAGGAAAGCUCAAGUGCAGACGAAAGUGACCUGGACGAGUUGUUCCAGUUCGAUCAUGACAACACAUCCAAGCGGUCUCCGCCCAUAAAGUUUGCCAAUAGGGUUCCAUUGAAGUUAAGUCCUCCUCCCACCACCCACCCAACCAGAAGGAAGUCUUCUAGUUCCAACAGCGUCAACAAAAACACAAACUACAAUCCUAGAUACCAAAUAUUCAACCGGUCCAGACUUAAUUCGUUGGACAACUUGGAUAACUACAUCAUCUCGUCUGCCAAAAAUUCCAACGGGUCCUUCAGCUCUCCUCCACCACCACCACCCAACGUGGCAGCCGCGGCAUUGUCAGGAUCACCACUCUCGUCGUGGAACUCCAAUGCCUACUUGUCGAAGUCCCCGGACUCGUUGAUGAUGACCAAAAAUGGAAACAGACGAAGAUCCUCGUUUAACGAGUCUCACAUUCGAUCCACCUUAUCGGCAUCAGUCCCUCGGGUAGCGUCAAAUGGUCCCUCCCACAAGAACAGUUAUCCCUCGACCACCACUUCCAAUCUCACGUCUAAUGUCAACUCUCCUGCGAUGAACCCCAAUACCAGAAACGCUUCAAGCAUGUCAGACACCGAUGAAGAAGACUGGGCUACCAUUGGCCCCGAAAGCUUGCGAAAACGUCAUGACGACAAGGUCCAAGACGAAAAGGAAACAAAGGCCGCUGCAUUCGCAUUAGUUGAUCUAAUGUCUGUAUGAACCCAAAGAUACCUUUUAGGAAUCUUUUUAAUGACUCUUUAGUUCUUGUGUUACACCUUCCACCAAUUGUUUAUGAUCUUGUUUAGAUUUAUUCCAUGUUUUAAUUCCCUUUAUAGAAGCCUAUUGUUACAAACCAUUUAAUGUACUGAUUUACGCCUGCCUUCCCAAAACGGGUAAAUAGGAUACG